Penicillium robsamsonii is the source of this 1287-nucleotide messenger RNA. Its product is annotated as UBX domain-containing protein. The transcript has 5 exons. Lineage: Eukaryota; Fungi; Ascomycota; Eurotiomycetes; Eurotiales; Aspergillaceae. The coding region runs from base 1 to 1287 and encodes 428 amino acids. The record is from RefSeq and is a predicted model, not a curated record. Gene Ontology annotation, molecular function: protein binding.
AUGACACUUUUCUACAACGGAUCCCUUCAGGAGGGCAUUGCUGCUGCAGUGAGAGAUGCCAAAGCGGUUACUUGCUUCGUUAGAGAUGACGAGGAGUUGAGCUCUCAAUGGGAGAACGCUUACUUUGGCGAUGAUGAGGUUGCGCGAGCACUCAAUGCCAAAGCAGUUGUAUUGCGUUUGACAGCGGGGUCACAGGAAGCUGGAUUCCUGGCUCCUUUCUGUCCGAUCUCGAAAUUUCCGACUGUUAUCCUUAUCAAGAAUGGCACGCUGAAUGAAUACAUCGGGCCAGAUAUCUCGAAAGAUGACUUCCGCAGUCGAUUAAUUGCAGCUUUGGAAAGUGAACAAGUACCCAGUCCUACACAGCAACUACAGAGCAAUAACACUCCUACCGCUUCAAUUAAUACUACACCGGUGUCAGUCGCGCCCAAACCCCAGCCCGAGGCGCCAUCCAGUGCCAGCAAACCCGCAAAGCAAACAAACGAAACUGCAAUCAAGAAACAAUCACCGGUUGAACAAAUACCCAAAAAAGCUGCAGAACCCGCCAAAUCAGCAGGCUCUACAUCUCAAAAGCACUUAUCAUCCAAAGAAGCGAGCAAUAAAGAUACUAAAGGCAAAGCACCGAUGGGGUCUAAGCAACCCACUGAGAAAGGUGCCGUAAAAAGCGAACACCAAGAGCCAAAACCUGUAGUCCCUCGCGGACCUCCAACCGAGUACCGGCUGCAAGUGCGCCUGUUUGAUGGAAGAUCAGUGCGAUCUAGCUUUACGCCCACUCAGAACAUCCGAAAUGAUGUACGGGCUUGGCUUGAUGAGAAAAUGGAAGGCGACAACCGACCCUACAACCUCAAACAUAUCUUAACCCCCCUCCCCAGUGAAACUCUUUCCGUCGCCCAAGAGUCGCAAACUCUCCGAGACGUAGGUCUUGGUUCCACCGCGAACCUGGUUAUGGUCCCCGUAUCAACAUACACGGAGGCCUAUUCGGCAGGGGGUAGCUUGCCCGUUCGUGGUAUUUCUGCCGUCUACAACCUGGCCUCUUCUGUUGCCAGCACCGCGACAGGUCUUGUAGGUUCAUUCCUUGGAUAUGGCUCAACCGCACCGGCAAGCGAUGCAGCCACCUCUUCGACUUCUUCGGCCCCUCCGGCUACUGGCAAUUCCCAACGUCCUAGGACAACGGGACCCAAUGUCCGGACGCUGAGGGACCAGCAAGAUGGACGUCGGGAUAAUCAGUUCUACAAUGGGAACCAGUUGAACUUUGAGCCACGGAAGAACCAGGAUGACAAGGAUAAAUAA